Messenger RNA from Malus domestica (apple), 1706 nucleotides. RefSeq lists its product as uncharacterized. Lineage: Eukaryota; Viridiplantae; Streptophyta; Magnoliopsida; Rosales; Rosaceae. The record is from RefSeq and is a predicted model, not a curated record.
UUUUAGAAGUGAUGCCUCAAACUUACCAUAGACUUUGUUUAUGGCAUUUGAUGCAGAAUGCUUGUAAAAAUUUAAAUACUUUGUUUAGAGGUGAGGAAAGAGUUCACAAUGCUUUGACAAAAUUUGUUGACCACAUUGAGGAGGAAAGUGAGUUUGUAGCUGCUUAAUAUUCUAUGCUUGAUGAGUAUGACGCACAUGAGAAUGAUUGGUUGGCCACCACAUUUAAGAUUAGAAAGAAAUGGGCAUAUGCAUAUGUGAGAUCGGCAUGGUCUAUAGGAAUAUGAAGCACACAAAUCAGUGAAAGUUAUAAUGCAAGAUUGAAAAAUUAUUUGAAGUCAGAUCUCAAUAUUGUUCAAUUUUUCACAAACUUUGAGAGGGUUCUUACCGAUACUAGGUACAAGGAGUGGGAAGCAGAGUAUGACCUACAAUUCAGAAUUGCACAUGUCAAAUUUUAUAUCAAAAUGUUGAAACAAGCUAGAGAAGUUUACACGAAAGCGCUAUUCAAAUUGUUUCAAGAUCAAUUUGAAUAAUCUAUUGAAUUGUCAAUAACAAAUUGUGUUGCUGAUGGGGAUGACUUUGUAUACACGGUUGAACUAGAUGAUAAGUCCAAGAAGCGUAAGGUGAAAAGGCAAGGUAUAUCUACUGUUUCUUGCAACUGUAGACUAUUUGAGAUGAAAGGUAUUUUGUGCAGUCAUGCUAUUAAAGUCCUUAGAGAAGCCAUGCUUAUCAAGGAAAUUCCUGAACAAUAUAUACUGAACAGGUGGACUAAAGAAGCAAAAGUUGAGAGUGUGGUAGACAUGUGUGGGCGUGAGAUUGAAGUGGAGUCUAAAUUGUAGCAAGCUUUUAGAUAUAGGUCCUUGUGUUCUAUAUUCACUAGAUUAUCAAUAAGGGCAUCUGAAAAUGUAAAGGCAUACCAACUGGUGAUUAAGCAAGCAAAUAAAUUGGCAAAAAUGGUUGAAGACCUAUUGCAUCUAGAAGUGAAUGAUGAUGUGCAUGAGAAAAUGCAUACCAAUUGUAAUAGACAAAUGGCCAGUUGCUUGGAGAAUGUUGAAGUUGCCAUUCCAAAAGGGCUUAAGAAGAAAGAAAAGUUUCAUCGAGGAAGACGAAGAAUUAGGAGUGCUUUGGAAAAAGCCUUACCAAGAAAAAAGAAGUCUGAUCAGGUUACAAUUCCACAACAUACUGGUGGUACCAAUGUCUUUAGUCCUUAUCCACUGCCACCCUCCCAUUCAUCAAAGGUCCCAGUUCACAUGUUUGGUAAUAAUACCUAUAUGCCAAUUCCAUAUCAUCAUGUUUAGUUACAACCACAUAAUACGCAUAUGUCGAACGCAAUGCCUUGGCUGCCUUGUGAAGAAUCUCAGUCGUCAAGUUCCCAACCUUUUCUUCAUCAAAAUAUCAUUGGAAAUAGUCAUGCUUAAAUAGAUGGCUACUGUUUUGGGUUUUUUGGUCAUCACUAGAUUUUUUUGGGUAGAUUCCAGAUGUAUAGCUAUUGUUUUUUGGGUAGGAUUCUCAGAUGUGUAGCUAUUGUUUUUUGGUCAUCAUUGGAUUUCCUGAUGUGUAGCUAUUGUUUUUUGGGUUAGUUUAGUGAACUAAGAAAUCCAAAUGUAUUAGGAACUCACUAGAGAAUGCAUGAGUUAAGGCAUGUAAAGCUAGAGGUUUUUUGUAAACCAUAACUUGUUAUGUAAAUGUCUACCUCAGUUGGUUAUGUA